Molecule: messenger RNA, 2057 nt
Organism: Culex pipiens pallens (northern house mosquito)
Lineage: Eukaryota; Metazoa; Arthropoda; Insecta; Diptera; Culicidae
Product: probable cytochrome P450 313a4
Exons: 5
Coding region: 566-2047 (493 amino acids)
Molecular function (GO): oxidoreductase activity, acting on paired donors, with incorporation or reduction of molecular oxygen; monooxygenase activity; heme binding
Source: RefSeq, a predicted model, not a curated record
UGUAACAAAAACUGUCGAUUCAUUCCCAGCAGACAUGAGCGGAUGUGACGAAGCAGAAAAAAGCUUCGAACCCGAAACGAGGACACAACAAAUUUGCAUACAUGAACGCAAACUUGGCCGUCCUGUGUGUAGCUUAGACCAGAUGGUGAAUAUCAAGGGCGAAUCUGCCUUUUUUGUGGAAAACUGUUUGAUCUUUGUGGGUGGUUUGGUGUGGCAGGGGGUGGCAAUGAAUGAUGCUGCAGUUUAGUUCGGUUGGAACCAUCACCACCACGACCAGUGUGGUUUCGAUCUAUUCAUGAUGUAAGCUGACAAAAUGAUUCAAAUUUGCACAAUGUUCGCCAAGCUGGAGCUGGUUCAAGAUGAAAGUACGGUAACACUCUGGUUUCAAAAGUAACUAUUCAUUGUUGUUUAAUGUGGAAUUGUAGCACGCAAGUCAUGUAGCAUGUUGGAGCACGUAGCACAAACUCAAGAGACUAAUUAGCAUACGUGACCGGUGGCUAGGUGAAGAUAAUACAAUUUUACACCCAUUCGAGGGGUAGAGUCGGGCACGGCAGAACCGAGCAAGAUGUUCACCGUGGUCGUGCUUAUCGUUGCCCUGGUGCUCCUGGUUGCCCUUGAUACGGUGAAGAAGCGUCGACUGUACCCGGCCAUUCCGACAGUUUCACCGUGCUACCCACUGGUGGGAAACGUUUUAAAGUUUCAAGGACAAACCUUGGAGCAAAAGUUCCGGACGUUGACGACCAUUUUCAGCACCGUUCCGAGGCUGUUCAAACUUUGGUUGGGUCCAGUAAUGGUGGUUGGCGUUACACAUCCCGAGUUGAUCCAGAAGUUGCUCAACGAUCCGAACUGUCUGGAGAAGCCGUUCUUCUACGAUUUUCUGAACAUGAAGCAUGGCUUGAUUUCGGCUAGAAUCGAUUUUUGGAAGGUCAGUCGAAAAGUGCUCAACCCAACGAUGAACGUCAAGUUCUUGCACGAUUCGAUACCAGUGUUUGAAAAAUGUUCCCGAAACAUGGUGGACCGAAUGAAGGCCUGUCCAAAGCUCGAGGAACCCAUCGACGUCCUUCCGUUCACCAUGCAGUGCUCGCUGGAGAUGGUUUGUGCUACCACGAUGGGAGCGGAGGUUCUGGAGCGCGAAGGUAGUCAAAAGUUUAUGGAAGACACCGAAGAGUAUGUGUAUUUCAUGCUAGUGGCAUCUCGGAUAUUCAACGUCUGGCUGUACAGUGAUGUGAUUUAUCGGAAAACGAAACAAUAUCUCCUUGAGUGUCGAACUCGUGAAGCAUGUUUGGAUUUCGCUAUGAAGACCAUCAAGGUUCGUCGAGCAGCUUUGGAGUUAAAAGACCACCAACAAGAUUCAACAACAGGUCCAAAAAUCCUAAUUGACCAAGUUCUAACCAUGGAUAUCAACAAGGAGAUGAGUGAUCAAAACCUGUGCGAACAAAUCUGGACGCUGGUGGCCGCUGGAAGUGACACCGCAGCUCACGGAGUGGCCCACGCCUGUCUCAUCCUGGCCAUGUUCCCCCACCUUCAGGAAAAACUCCUGACAGAAAUCGAAUCCAUCCUCCCGUCCGACCAAACCCCCAUCACUCCGGAAGCACUCAAACACCUAACCUUCCUAGACAUGUUCUUCAAGGAAUGCCUCCGAGUGGCUCCCCUCGGUCCGAUCAUCUCGCGCAAAAAUCUAGCCCCAAUCGAGCUGGACGGAAACCGCUUCCCCCCGGGAACAAUGUUCCUAGUGAAUUUCUGUGGACUCCACCAGCGCGAGGACAUUUGGGGCCCCACCGUGGACCAGUUCGAUCCGGAGCGGUUCCUGCCGCAACGGGUACGCCUGCGGCACCCGUACUCGUAUCUGCCCUUUAGCGCUGGCUCCAGGAACUGCAUCGGCUGGAGGUACGCCAUGAUCAACACCAAGGUGAUGUUGAUCCACAUCGUGCGGAACUUUCGGUUGAGCACCAAGAUCAAGUACGAAGAGCUGCGGUUCGCGAUGGGGAUCACGCUGCACUUGGCGUUCAAGCAUUUGAUUACUUUGGAAGAUAGGAAUAGUGUCUAAAACUGAUUAU